GUUAUUACCAAGUUUGCCUCAAUCGCACAAUCUGUACUCUUUCAUGGCCAGGGCUUCUUCUUCUGCUCCUCCUCGUCCAAUGAAUCAUCACGUUUUCUUGAGCUUCAGAGGUGAAGACACGCGCCUUAACUUCACCCCUCAUCUCCUCAAAGCUUUGGAAGCCAAGGGGAUGUCUGUCUUCUUCGAUGAAAAGAAACUGAAAAAAGGGGAGGAACUUUUACCAGCACUUUCUCAAGAAAUUGCAGCCUCAAAGCUCUCAUUAAUCGUUUUAUCUAAGGAUUAUGCCUCUUCGAAGUCAUGCUUGGCUGAAUUGUCUGAGAUCAUGGAUCGCAAACGCACUCAUGGGCAGAUUGUUCUUCCCAUCUUCUACCAUGUUAAUCUCUCCGAUGUGCAAAAUAUUGAUGGAAGUUUUAAGAUAUCCUUUGAUGACCAUGAAUCAAAAGGGCUAGAUCAAGUGCAGCAAUGGAAAGCUGCCUUUGAGCAGGUCGGUACAUUAGAAGGAAUUCAUGUAAAACUCGACAGACCUGAAACCGAGCACAUUGAGAAUAUCCUUGAACAUGUUAUACAAAUGUUGGUGAAGCAUCAAGUUUUCUUGAGCUCGGGUGCAGACACGCUACCCAGAUUCACCAGUCAUCUACUCAAAGCUUUGAGAGACAAAGGAAUAAAUGUCUUCCUUGAUGAAGAACGGAAAGAGAUGGAGCAACUUUCACCGGAUCUUUCUCAAGCAAUUGCAGCCUCAAAUCUCUCGAUAGUUGUUCUAUCUGAAGACUAUGCUUCUUCAAAAACAUGCUUAGCUGAACUCUGUGAUAUCAUGAACAGGAAGAACACUCAUGGACAUAUUGUUCUUCCCAUCUUUUAUCAGGUUGAUCCUUCCCAUGUGCGGCAUCUUGGUGGGAGUUUUAAGGCAUCCUUUGGUGAUCAUGAAUCAGGACUGGAUCAAGUGCAGCAAUGGAAGAAGGCCUUUGCUGAAAUCGGUAAAUUAAAAGGGUGGCAUAUAGAAGGAUGCAAAUCGGAUAGAGAUGAAACCGAGUACAUCGAGGAUAUUGUUAACAAUGUUAACACAAAAUUGAAGAAUAUCACAUAUAGAAGAGCUUCCAAAGAGUUGGUUGGGAUAGAAAAACAGAAAGAAAGGAUUUCAGAUAUGAUUAAGCAAAAAGACAGCCGUAUAAUAGGACUCUGGGGAAUGGCUGGUAUAGGCAAAACCACCCUUGCUGAAGCUGUAUACAAUGAAUUCUUUCUAUCAUUUGAAGGUCGUUGCUUUCUUCAAAAUGUUAGUGAGAAAAUAAAAAAACGAGGGAUGGAAUCUUUUCGAAAUGAACUUCUCUUCGAACUCAUAAACGAAAAAGACUUUCGUUUGGACACGCCUUCAAUAGGAUCCAGGUUUAUCCAAGAGAGGCUGAAAAAUAAGAGAGUAAUUGUUGUCCUCGAUGAUGUUAAUGACCCAGAGCAAAUAGAUGAUAUGGGUGUUAAACAUUUUGGUGAUGGAAGCAAAAUCAUUGUAACAUCGACAGACAGACAAGUGCUUCACAAUGGAGACGUUGACCAAAUACUUGAGGUAAAGAAGCUGAAUGAGAAGGACUCUCUUCAGCUUUUUUCUACAUUUGCAUUUAAGCGGUUGAAUCCUGCGGCUGAUUUUCAAGAUCUAUCGAACAAGUUUGUACGAUAUGCCAAAGGCUCUCCACUUGCCCUUAAAGUUUUAGGUUCUCAACUAUAUAAAAAGUCUAAGCAUGAUUGGAAAAGUGAGCUGGAUAGGCUAAACGAAUUUCCCCUGUCCAAAAUUUCACAGAUUUUGAAGAGAAGCUUUGAUGGGCUUGGUGACCUAGAGAAGAAUAUCUUCCUUGAUAUUGCAAUAUUCUUUAAAGGGGAACUCAGAGAAGAUGUAGAAGCAAUUCUAAGCAGUCGUUAUAAUAAGGGUGCAGUGUGUGCAAUUAGCAGCAACUUGGUCGACAAGUGCCUGCUUGAUAUCGCACCUUCUGGACAUAUUUCUAUGCAUGAUAUGCUUGAAGAGAUGGCCAAGGAAAUUGUUCUCCAAGAACCAAAAAGCCCUGGAAAGCGCAGGAGGUUAUGGAGUCCUAAUGAUGUGGUUCAAGUUCUCAGAAAUAAUAAAAGGAGUGGAUCAAUUGAAGGAAUAAAGUUAGACAUCUCUCAAAUUGAAGUUGAUGACCUACAGGUACUUCCUACUGUUUUUGAGAACAUGCCGAAUCUUAGAUAUAUCCACUUCUGUGAAGGUGAGGAGAAGUUACUUGCAAACGAAGUUGAUAUUGCAUCCCUUCCUAAUGAGCUAAGGUAUCUUAAGUGGGAUAAAUACCCCUUCAAAUCUUUGUCCUCAAGUUUUAAUCCAAAGAAUCUCGUUGUACUGAUAUUACAUAACGGCAACAUGGAACAACUUUGGAACGAUGAUCAUGAGGGUCUUGUUAAUUUGAAGAAAAUUGACCUUCUUUUUUGCAAGAAUUUAAGGAAGAUGCCAAAUCUAUCGGGAGCCAUCAACCUUAAAAUCCUUGACUGUAGGUCAUGCAAAAGGUUGGAUGAACUUCCUUGCCUUGAUCAUUUGGAAUCUCUUGAAAGACUUGACCUUUCUGGUUGCAAGAAUUUAAGUAAGAUUCCAAAUCUAUUAGGAGCCAACAACCUUAAAAUCCUUGACUGUAGGUCAUGCAAAAGUUUGGAUGAACUUCCUUGCCUCAAUCAUUUGACAUCACUUAAAACCCUCCGAUUUGAGGGAUGUUCUAAUCUCAAGAAGUUUUCUGAGUUAGAUUUAUCAAAUACUGAAAUAGAAGAAAUCUCUGAUUCAAUUGAGCAUCUGGUUGGACUUAGAAAGUUGAGGUUGAGGAACUCAAAGGUGAAAAAUGUAUCAAGCAAUAUUAAAGAGUUGAAAUCCCUGAAUACACUGGAUCUCGGUUAUUGCAAAAGUCUUGAAUCAUUUUCAGAGCUUCCACCAUAUCUGUGGUGCUUGGAUGCAAGUGAAUGCACAUUAUUAGAAAAAGUAUCCUUCUCAGAUCAUAAUCUAUAUCGAUCCAAUGCUUUUUGUGAUGGUGAUGAUGGCCAUCAUAAAGAAAACGUUUUUUGUGAUACUGAUGAUGCUCCUCAUAAGGAAACUGUUUUCAUGUUAUUCUCGAAUUGCAAAAGCCUGAAUCCUGAUUCGAUUAAAAACAUUGAGACCACUGCCAUGCUUCAAAUUCAAUCCCUAGCACAGAGAUGUGCAAGGAGGGAAAAGAGAAGGGAAUCUUGUCUUCAAAAGAAAUUGUUUUGCUGUUUCACAGGAAAUGUAAUUUCUGCAAAUGAUUUCGUGGAUCAAAGCGUGAAUUCUUCAUUAAAUUUGGAAAUAUCCCGGAAUGAGUGUAGUGGGAGCAGAGCCUUGGCUUUUGCUAUCUGCCUUGUGGCCAAUCUCACGUGUGGAAACAGAGAUCUUGCAUUUAUCUGUAAAUACCAACUGAGAGUCACCGGUAAAGAGCAGUUCAGAAAAGAAUGCCGGCUAGAUUUUCGUAAGUGCCAGAGCUUGGCCGGUGAUCACGUGUUCAUUCUGUUUAGUGAGGAUAUGAUUAUAAUAGAUGACGACUAUGAGAAGGCAUCUUUUGAAUUCUACAUCAAAUAUGAUAGCGGUGAAGAAGAUGAUAUCCAAGUGCAAAAAUGUGGUGUUCAGGUAUUAUAUAUUGAGAAAGUCCAUGCUGAUUCUGCUACAAACAAAAGACGGUUCUGCUAUGAUAUUGAAGAAGGGGGUAGAGGGUCUAAAAGAUUGAAAUAGUUUAUUUCUUUAUAUCUUGGGCCUGCUUUUGAGUAGAUACAAGUUCUCAAUAAUGUCAUCUAAAUGCAUAGAUUAUGAGUGGUUGUGAUAUCUUCUUUCCCAACAACAAAAGAAGUUACCCACGGAAUUGCUGGUCUUAAAAGUCAAGGCUGUGACUGAAGCAAAAUGUUCAUUUUCCUCACCGUGUAGCCGUGUUUUUUUUUUACCUAUUGAGCUUUAAGGUGAUGUAAUAUCAGUUGGCUUUUAAUUUGAUAUGAUGAAGGGAAUGAAGAUGCAAGUGAUUGGUGUAAGGAAACCAGAUGAUGAAACAGAUUGAGGAACAAAUAGUCUUUUAAUUUCGUCGACCGAGUGCAUGUUUUAUAUUGGGCUUCAACUCAACUUGUUAACAGAUUGAGGAACAAGUAAGCUUUUAAUUUCUUCUAAGCUUUUAUGUUCAAACAACGAGCAAGGUUUCUCGGAAGCUCAGCUUGGAAGGAGUUGUUGGCAAGAACCGAUACCUCUAUACGAUGCAAUCAAGUAACUUCUUGGGGAAUUGGACCAAGGAAGUUUUCUUGUUCCCGAGAUCGAUCACUGUAAGGAAUGUAAGGUUGGCUGUGUAAGGAGAAAGGUCACCUGCCAACUUGAGUGAUGAUAGAUGGAGGGCGGUUACUCUUCGAUGCUGUCAACCACACGUCACUCCAAGCCAGUUGCAGAAAUAGAAUCGUUCCAGGAGAUGAAGACCUUGUAAGGAUCAACUAGUACUCGAGCCUCGACGGCAAGCAAUGCUUGUAUUUCAGUCUCAUUCCAUGUUGCCCUGGAUUUGACGUGAUCCAGCUUACAAAGAAUGCAAAAAACGAAAAGAGAGAAGUUUUGAGAUCAUAGCAUUAGUAGGCAAAUUCAAAUAGCAAUGCCUCUCCAUCAGUAUUUUCUUUUCAUUUCCUUUUGUUUUUUUGUUUGCAUUGCCCAAUUUAUAUGGAAAUGAGUCUCUAAGGUGCUCCUGGUGACAGUGGAUUUAAUGACAGUAGUAGUGGUGGAUCUGAAGGAUUUG
This is a messenger RNA of Hibiscus syriacus, 4766 nucleotides long. RefSeq names its product disease resistance protein RPV1-like. The transcript has 6 exons. The record is from RefSeq and is a predicted model, not a curated record. Gene Ontology annotation, biological process: signal transduction; defense response. Lineage: Eukaryota; Viridiplantae; Streptophyta; Magnoliopsida; Malvales; Malvaceae. Bases 44 to 3739 code for a protein of 1231 amino acids. Gene Ontology annotation, molecular function: ADP binding.